AGCACGACAAUAUUAAGAAUGCAACUACCUUAAUUAACUAGAACGCACACAAGCACAACAAAAAAACUCAAAAGAAAGAGAGAAAAAUGGCUUUUGCCGGUGGUGGUAGUAGUGGUGAUUGGCCAAACACGAGGAGCUUCGCAGUGCAGGUCCUUGUCGGCCGGUGGUUCAUGGUAUUUGCCACCAUCCUCGUCAUGUCUGCGGCCGGUGCCACCUACAUGUUUGGCCUAUACUCUGCCGAGAUAAAAUCCUCACUUGGCUAUGAUCAAACGACCCUAAACUUGCUCAGCUUCUUCAAGGACUUAGGCUCCAAUGUCGGCAUCCUUUCCGGCCUAAUCAACGAGGUAACACCGCCGUGGGUGGUGCUAUCCAUCGGAGCAGUCCUCAACUUCUUUGGUUACUUCAUGAUAUGGCUCGCAGUAUCCAAAAAAAUUGCAACACCCCAAGUUUGGCACAUGUGUUUAUACAUAUGUAUCGGUGCAAAUUCUCAGUCUUUUGCCAACACCGGAGCCCUUGUCACCGCCGUGAAGAACUUCCCUGAGAGCCGAGGCGCAGUUUUAGGCCUUCUCAAGGGUUUUGUUGGCCUAAGCGGUGCAAUCAUCACUCAAAUCUACCAUGCAAUUUAUGGGGAUGAUUUAACAUCACUUAUUUUGCUCAUAGGUUGGCUACCGGCCGCUAUUUCGUUCGCUUUUCUUCGAACAAUCAGGAUAUUGAAAGUUGUUCGGAUUCCACAUGAACUCAAAGUUUUCUACAGAUUUCUGUAUAUAUCUUUGGGUUUAGCUGGAUUUCUCAUGGUAAUUAUCAUACUCCAGAAAAGGCUUGAUUUUACAAGGAGUGAGUAUGGUGUAUGCGCAACAAUUGUUCUUAUUUUGCUGUUUCUACCAGUUGCUGUUGUUUUAAAAGAAGAAAUUUAUAUCUGGAAGAAGAAAAAGCAGGAAUUGGAGGAUCUUUCAGUUUCACAGUUGAAGCUUGUGACAGAAAAACCACCAAACUCCGACGUGGUGGCUCCACUACCUAUUUCUCAACCACCACCACCAACAUCCACCACCUCUGAAUCCCAACAAAAGCAAGAAAUUUCCUGUUGGAAUGCUAGGAGUAUAUUCGGGCCACCGGACCGAGGGGAGGACUAUACAAUCCUUCAAGCACUCUUUAGCGUAGACAUGUUAAUCUUAUUUUUUGCAACUAUUUGUGGGGUUGGAGGAACCUUGACAGCAAUAGACAAUUUAGGACAGAUUGGAUCGUCACUUGGCUAUCCAAAAAAAAGUAUUAGCACAUUUGUUUCCCUGGUAAGCAUUUGGAACUACCUAGGUCGAGUAGUUUCAGGUUUCCUGUCUGAACAUUUCUUAACCAAAUACAAAUUCCCAAGGCCCCUUAUGCUCACUUUAACACUAAUAAUUUCAUGCAUAGGUCACUUGUUAAUUGCAUUUAAUGUCCCAAAUGGUCUCUAUAUUGCAUCUGUGAUCAUAGGAUUUUGCUUUGGAGCCCAAUGGCCGUUGCUUUUCGCGAUAAUUUCUGAACUUUUUGGACUUAAAUACUAUUCAACACUGUACAACUUUGGUGCCGUGGCAAGCCCGAUUGGAUCAUAUUUGCUGAAUGUGAGGGUGGCCGGAAAUUUGUAUGAUAAGGAAGCCGAGAAGCAAAUGCGGGCCAUGGGCUGGGUCAGGGAGCCUGGAGAGGACUUGAAUUGCAAUGGGGUGGAAUGCUUUAGAUUGGCUUUCUUGAUAAUCACUGCAGUUACUGUUUUUGGAGCAAUUGUUUCACUUAUUUUGGUGAUAAGGACUAGAAAGUUUUAUAAAAGUGAUAUCUACAAGAAAUUCCGGGCCGAGGCGGAGACUGCCGAGACAGAGAUGGGUCCAUUGCCUGCAAAUGGCAAUGGAAUUGCUCAAAGUAAUAACAAGGGAUAGGAUCGAUACAGAAGAAGAAGAAGAUUGAAGUAUACAUAGAUAUAGAUGGAAUUCAACAAGGGUACAAAAAGAAAAAAAGACAAACGUAAAAGGAUUUCUACCACUCUGUGACACGAUCAUUUGUUAUGAAAUUUCAUGCUUUCUAAAUUUUCUAACAUUUUUUAAGCUUUUCCAAAGUAAUAUGUUUGUGUGUUUGCAUUAUCGUAGUUGAGCUCAUAUAAAGGAGGAGUUUGUAGUAAGGAAUUGUAAAAGUUAUAAUAUUUUAUUACGACAUAAAUAUAAGAAAAUUUUACCAUUGGUCA
Olea europaea var. sylvestris is the source of this 2206-nucleotide messenger RNA. RefSeq names its product protein NUCLEAR FUSION DEFECTIVE 4-like. The transcript has a single exon. NCBI's taxonomy places the organism in Eukaryota, Viridiplantae, Streptophyta, Magnoliopsida, Lamiales, Oleaceae. Gene Ontology annotation, molecular function: transmembrane transporter activity. Gene Ontology annotation, biological process: transmembrane transport. The coding region runs from base 87 to 1904 and encodes 605 amino acids. The record is from RefSeq and is a predicted model, not a curated record. Gene Ontology annotation, cellular component: membrane.